Messenger RNA from Numida meleagris (helmeted guineafowl), 1422 nucleotides. Its product is annotated as fibulin-2-like. The record is from RefSeq and is a predicted model, not a curated record. NCBI's taxonomy places the organism in Eukaryota, Metazoa, Chordata, Aves, Galliformes, Numididae. The coding region runs from base 431 to 910 and encodes 159 amino acids. The transcript is spliced from 2 exons.
CCAGAACACUCAGAUCCCCUUAUGCAGGGCUACUCUCCUAUCUCUGCCCCCCAGUCUGUCCAUAGAUCUGGGGUUGCCCCAUCCCAGGUGCAGAAUUCGGCGCUUGUUCCUAUUAAACUCCAUGCAAUAAACUUCAUACACCCCUGCUCUUCACUCCACUGAGGGUGAAGAUGGGAAGUGCACGAUAGGGGCACCUCUCCAACAAGCUCUUUUGCUCAUCCUACUAAGAAGUCAGCAAGAUAAAAAUCUCCCCAGCCCUGCCCAGCACCUUUUGUGCUGCAGAGGCUUCCCCGCCUCCCUCAUCGCGUCUCACACCACAGACACAUAAAUACAGGGCCAGUGUGCUGCCGGCCACCAGGGCAGUUCCUGGGGUCCUGCAACACCUCACACUCCAGCAGCCAUCCCACCUGGCCCGGCCAUACUGCAGAGCAUGGCUCCCACCACCACACUCCGCCUGUGGCUGUUCUGCCUGCUGCUCAGUGCUGCAGCCCCAAAGCCCACCUGUGACCCCAAUGCCUGCCCGGCCUGCCCUGAGCCAGGACCUGGGGGCUGCUGCCCACCCUGCGCGCCAGCCUGUGCCUGCCCACCCUACCUGCAGGACGACUGUGAGAUGCAAGGCUUCGGUGACGGACAUGUACCCACCGGCAGCUCCUUCUACAUUGACUUCGCCCGCAAGCUGUGCACUUGCCAGCCCAGUGGGGACAUCACCUGCACCUCGCGCUGUGAUCCCGUGCCUGAUUCCUGCCAGGCUGUGGGCAGCCCAGUGGCCGAUGGCUGUCCCCGCUGCGUCUGCUACAAUGAGGAGGAGGUGGCGGUGCUCGCUGGCUCCGUGGUGCCCCGGGGAGGCCAGCUCUGCACCUGCCCUCCCCAGGGUGGCCAACUGCAGUGCAGUGAUGGGGGUGAGGCAUGAGCUGCUCCAAGGGCAGUGGGACUGGAGGCUCACAGGGAAUGGGAGGCCUUCUGCUCCUUGGGGCCUCCUCACUGGAACACAUUCGAGGUCUCAAACUGUCCCACGGUGUGGGGAGAUGCUGUGCUGUUGCAUCUAAGCAUCUUCUUGCUGCCCAGGUUUGUUGCCUGGCAGUGGGCAGAGAGGUUGGGUUGGCUGCUGCCGGCAUUGCAAUGAACCAAACUGCAUUUAUUUAUUUAUUUGUGAGAUAAUUGUGCUUUUGUGUGUGUCUAUGUUUAUAUAGUGUGUGGAUACAUGUGUCUUAAGUCAACAGGUUGGAGACAAGCUCUCCCAUACCUGCUGCUGGAGACAGUAGAAUGUGCGCUCUGAAUGCUCUGAAGUGUGCAUCUGUAUAUAUUUAUACCCAUAUAUAUAUAUGCAGGGAGACUGUAAUCAAACACAACUCCAUCAGGCUGAUGCGUUAACAAAUGUCAGCUGUGUUCCUUCAUGAGGUUGAAUAAAAUCAAUAUUGCCAA